AUGAAUUUGACACAUGCUGACAGUAAUGCCACAAUAACUCUGAAAUACUCUGACACAUUUGUCACAGCUGUCAGCAGGAGUGUGAUCGUUGUUGUCCUGGGCAUCACCAUAAGCUACAUUAAUGCCACCAUGAUCCACACAUUCAAUAAGUAUCAGAUCUUCAAGUUGAGCCCUCGCUACAUCCUAUUCAUCCACAUGGUGUUAAAUGACAUUAUUCAACUGGCAACCAGCAUUUCCCUCUUCAUCUUCUUGUAUGCCUUCCAGACCAUCUACGUCUCCCUCUGUUUGCUCAUCAUCUUGCCAGCAAUCAUUACCACACAAAACACUCCUCUUAAUUUAGCCUUCAUGGGAGCGGAGUGCUGUGUUUCUGUCUGUGCCCCUCUCCGAUAUAACUACAUCUGUACUGUCAAAAGAACAUAUAUUAUAAUUGGCAUUAUCUGGGCAAUGAGUUCACUUUCUGUGAUGCCAGAUCUCUUCAUUGUCUUGGCUGUUGAGCCGCCGCAGUUCUUCCUGUCAAGAGUGCUCUGCUACAGAGAUACUGUGUUUCGGAGUAGCUACAGUGUAAAUAAGAGAGAUGCAUCCCACAUACUGUUUCUGGUGGUAGUUUUGCUCACACUGCUGUACAGUUACUGCAGAAUUUUGUUUGUGGCUAGAUCUGCUGAUGCAGAUGCUAAAAAGGCAAGAAACACAAUCCUGAUUCAUGGUUUUCAGUUGCUGUUGUGUACGUUGGUAUAUGUGCAACCUAUAUUAACCAAACUGCUGGUAUACGUGCUUCCUGAAAGGAUAAGUGAAGUAAACUUUGCUUUUUUUAUUAUUAACCAAAUUCUUCCUCGCUUAGGAAGUCCUAUGGUCUAUGGAUUACGUGACAAGACUUUCAGAAAGUACUUGAAAAAGCAUCUGUGUGCAGUGAACCACCCUGCAAAGAGAAGUCUGAAGGUGUUAUCAUAA
This is a messenger RNA of Archocentrus centrarchus (flier cichlid), 948 nucleotides long. RefSeq names its product odorant receptor 131-2-like. Gene Ontology annotation, molecular function: odorant binding; G protein-coupled receptor activity; olfactory receptor activity. Lineage: Eukaryota; Metazoa; Chordata; Actinopteri; Cichliformes; Cichlidae. The record is from RefSeq and is a predicted model, not a curated record. The transcript is spliced from 2 exons. Gene Ontology annotation, biological process: G protein-coupled receptor signaling pathway; detection of chemical stimulus involved in sensory perception of smell. Gene Ontology annotation, cellular component: membrane. Bases 1 to 948 code for a protein of 315 amino acids.